AGUGGACUCGGGUGCGGCUUACUUGAAAUUCCGGUUUAGCCCUAAUCGCCCACAGAACCUUUCACCUUCCAACAAUCAACUUCCCACCGCAUGUGCGCGACUCAAAGAAAAGUUCCGCCCAGGACCAAUUCAAGAUUCAAGGUAUAGGAGGAUUUGACCCAAUACCACGACAUCACCAACUCAGUAAGUCUUCCAAUCUUUUUUUUCUUCUUCUAUUCUUCCAUCCUGAUCAAUUUCCUUAAUCAUAUUCAUCUUCUCAACUUUUUUAUUUAUUUUCUCAUUAUCCGCAUACAACACGCCCACACUUUACCUACCUAAUAUCUAACAACCACUUCUUGCAGCAUACCGUCACAAUGGGCGACGCAUCCAUUGAAUCCCCCGAAUGGCGCAAGGUCGAGGUCGGCCGUAUCGUCCUCGUCCAGGGCACCAGCCCCUUUGCUGGCCGUCUCGCUGCCAUCGUUGAGAUUAUCGACCACAAGCGUGCUCUGGUUGAUGGACCCUCCGCAGACCCCAAGCUGGUCGUCCCCCGACAAGCCAUCUCUUUCGUCGAUGUACUGCUAUCCGACCUUAAGAUCGAGAAGCUACCCCGAGCCGUCCGAACGGGAACCCUGAAGGCCGCGUGGGAAAAGUCUGGCAUUGAUGCCAAGUGGAAGGAGAGCAAGUGGGCGAAGCGAAAGGACCAGACAGAGCGAAGAAGAGCGCUCACCGACUUCGACCGAUUCAAGGUCAUGCGACUCAAGAAGCAACGACGAUUCGAGGAGAGAAAGGCUCUAGCCAAGGUCAAGGCUUCUGCGUAAACUGGGAAAGGAAGGAAUGAUUGAUUCUGAUUAAACGGUAUCUCGGUCUCUCGGUCUCUUCCACCUGGAGCAGAGGGUAGUCUACGGAUCUGGUCUGCAUGAAAUAAACACACAAACAUUGGCAUGGGGUUGCUGGUUUUCUUCUACUUUUCGUCUGGCAAGACCUGUAUGUUCACCCAUAACAUCAAGAUGAGGUGACCGGCGUCAAUGAUACGGAAAUUUGCAACAAAUGUACUUUUGCGCCAUGUUUGCUGUCUCCGUGAACUUGUAUCUUGACCUAAUGAAUUAGGGACUUGUUUACCCUACAGUUAACGAGCUCAGGUUUUGCAAGUAUAUAACAUGUGUAGAAAGGUUUCUCUGGGCUCCCAUCAUAUAGCAUGAAGAUGUUCAUGACUUUGAGCGUCAUUCAUCGACAAACCCUGUUACGUAUUAGGUUAGAUAUAAGUUCUACUUAUUCUCGAUUACCUAUUGCCUGUUACGUAGCAGGUAGGCAUAUAGACAGGAAGUUAAAAUACGCACAUAAGUUCCCAAACGCCUCUGUGCUUUGUUGCUGUUACUGACUUACAAAUUACAUAAAGUAGUCUCUACUAUGUACAUAGGGCCUAGGUAGUAGGAGAUAAAUAGUGGUGAACGGCAUGUAUCAAUAGAGCACUUGAGAAGAUCUAAGAGUACAGAUAAAUUUCUGGCGAUUUUGAAUAUAACGUAGCAUAAUUACAUAAUCAAAGCUUGUUC
This is a messenger RNA of Hypoxylon fragiforme, 1529 nucleotides long. Its product is annotated as ribosomal protein L14-domain-containing protein. The transcript has 2 exons. Gene Ontology annotation, cellular component: ribosome; cytosolic large ribosomal subunit. The record is from RefSeq and is a predicted model, not a curated record. Gene Ontology annotation, biological process: ribosomal large subunit biogenesis; translation. The coding region runs from base 354 to 797 and encodes 147 amino acids. Lineage: Eukaryota; Fungi; Ascomycota; Sordariomycetes; Xylariales; Hypoxylaceae. Gene Ontology annotation, molecular function: RNA binding; structural constituent of ribosome.